AUAUUCCCAGUAGUGAAUCUCGCAGAGCUUUGAAAGGCCCUCGGUUUCUUUCACAACGUCUCGGCCCCGAUUCAUCUGCACGGCCGACGGUGCAAAAGACACAAAACCGGAGCGCAGAUGGAGAAAGCCUCUUAAAAAACCUGACGAGCACUCAGAUAUCACGGGUCCAGAGAGAGACCGAUUUCCUUAGAUGUCCAAAGUGCCUGAGUCAUCGCCCUUCGGAUCCUUUCGCCCGGUUCUGCCUGCACUGUGGAGCACCAGUGCCUCCAAUACCUGGUCAAAGACUGCCCCCUACUGAAGGAGGACAGAUGGGUCUAUGUGUGCAUUGUAAAACCAUGGUGCCGCUCAAUACAGCCACAUGUGUGGUGUGCGAGUCUCCACUGACUCAACAACUACAGCCGCAGGCUAGUCUGAGACUACAG
This is a messenger RNA of Sinocyclocheilus rhinocerous, 422 nucleotides long. Its product is annotated as double zinc ribbon and ankyrin repeat-containing protein 1-like. The annotation marks the transcript as partial. NCBI's taxonomy places the organism in Eukaryota, Metazoa, Chordata, Actinopteri, Cypriniformes, Cyprinidae. The transcript has 4 exons. Gene Ontology annotation, biological process: eye photoreceptor cell development. The record is from RefSeq and is a predicted model, not a curated record.